ACAAAACGUGAAUCCAUAGUGUUGUUACCAAAACCCAUUAGUGUAGCGACAAGUGUCCUUUGACAUCCUUAUAAUUCUCGUCAUCUCGGAAAAACUUUGUAUCAACAACAAACAUAAACAUACUAAUGGAGUUUCCACACCACCACCAGCAUCAACGUCACCACCAACGCGACGACGGCGAAGACGAUCGUCACUCCUUCGGGCAACCACCGCCACGCGUUGAUGCUCCUCCACAACCUCAUGGCCUUUACCAGUCACAACCUCAUUUUGAUCCCUACGCGCCUACUCCAUCUCCGGCGCCUUACCGAUCAGAACCUCAAUUCGAACCCCACGCGCCUCCGCCUUACCGAUCAGAGCCUUACUUUGAAGCUCCGGCACCACCGCCUGCGUUUGGUCAUGUGAGUCAUGUCGGUCACCAAUCCUCCAACGAAUCCUACCCACCGGAACACCACCGUUACGGAGGUUAUCCACCGCCGUCUAAUUCGAUAUUGGAAAGCCACGGAGACCACUCUGGCGUCACGCACGUGGCUCACCAUAGCUCAAAUCAGCCCCAAUCGUCUCCUGGUGUCUACCACCGCCCUGAUGAGAAUCGUCUGCCUGAUAAUCUUGCCGGACUCGCCGGAAGGGCGACGGUGAAGGUGUAUUCGAAGGCUGAGCCUAACUAUUAUCUGACGAUCAGAGAUGGUAAGGUCAUCCUCGCUCCAGCCGAUCCAUCUGAUGAAGCACAGCAUUGGUACAAAGACGAGAAGUAUAGUACUAAAGUGAAGGACGCAGACGGUCAUCCUUGUUUUGCUCUUGUAAACAAGGCUACUGGUGAAGCAAUGAAGCAUUCUGUGGGAGCUACCCAUCCCGUGCAUCUGACUCGAUAUGAUCCUGAUAAGCUUGAUGAGUCUGUACUAUGGACAGAGAGCAAGGAUUUGGGCGAUGGAUAUCGCACGAUAAGGAUGAUAAACAAUACAAGGCUAAACGUGGAUGCAUAUCAUGGUGACAGCAAAUCUGGUGGUGUCCGUGAUGGCACGACUAUUGUCCUCUGGGACUGGAACAAAGGCGACAACCAGCGCUGGAAGAUCUUUCCUUUUUGAAAAUUGGUGUCUGGAGUGGUAAAAAGUGGUCUGUGUGUGUUUUAUGAAUAAGAAAGAAACAAAACUCAGAUUUGUUCAUUGUUUGUGUCUUUGUAAGACUUGAUGGCAUCUGUAAUCUAUCUUACUUGUAUUCCAAAGUAUGCGUUUUUAUAGAUACAUACACUUGUGUACAUGUGGUUUAUAAUUUGUUCUAAUCUAUUUUGAGAUCUUUCAUUUU
Molecule: messenger RNA, 1299 nt
Organism: Arabidopsis lyrata subsp. lyrata
Lineage: Eukaryota; Viridiplantae; Streptophyta; Magnoliopsida; Brassicales; Brassicaceae
Product: ricin B-like lectin EULS3
Exons: 4
Coding region: 126-1082 (318 amino acids)
Source: RefSeq, a predicted model, not a curated record